CGUGGAGCUCCGGAGAGUCACUCAACAGGAGACAAGAGACAAGACAACAUUUAAUUGGUUCAGCGAACAUAACAGGGUUUGCUUUACUCGCACCUGGAAGUACCUGAUAUGCACCAAAUGAUGGAGGAGCAAUUGAAAAAUUCACCUUUUUGGAUGUGAAGACAUAUCAGCAGAGAUCUGCCUCCUCAUCCUUUUUCCUGUGCUCACCUUCAACAUGACUUCACUAUCGGGGUCCAAGGAGAGAUCUGUGGCCGGCCGGGGCAGGAAAUACACAAUGCCUGACACAUCCCCUACUAAAUCGGCCUCUUUUUUCCCGGACACUUGGUACCGUAAGACGUAUGAUGAAACCACCCGGUCCAGCUCUCGUCCCGCCCCAGAGGGUGCUGGUUCUAUGCCCAGCUCCACGGGCACACCAUCCCCUGGCUCGGGGAUUUCCUCACCGGGAUCCCUCUCUGGAUCACCGGGGACCAUCUCGCCGGGGAUUUGCACCGGCUCUCCCGGGUCUCUCGGCGGUUCCCCGGGUUUCGGGACGGGCUCCCCGGCCUCAGGCAGCGGAAGUUCUCCUGGGAGCGAAAGAGGGAUUUGGUGUGAGAACUGCAACACAAGGCUGAAGGAGUUGAAAAGACAAGCGCUAAAGCUUCUAAUCCCAGGACCUUACUCCAGCAAGCAUGACACUUGA
Nerophis ophidion (straightnose pipefish) is the source of this 679-nucleotide messenger RNA. RefSeq names its product kinesin-like protein KIF26B. The record is from RefSeq and is a predicted model, not a curated record. Bases 215 to 679 code for a protein of 154 amino acids. NCBI's taxonomy places the organism in Eukaryota, Metazoa, Chordata, Actinopteri, Syngnathiformes, Syngnathidae. The transcript is spliced from 3 exons.